AGGUGUGCUGCUGGCUGUGUUCUCCAUGUCCAUGUCCACCUCAGUGGUGGUGCGUGAGGGUCAGUCGGUCCAGAUGAACUGUUCCCAUAGCGUGAGUGUGGAUGGGUUUAACUCAUUCAUCUGGCUAAAGCAACCCAGCCGGUCACGUCCAGUAUGUAUCCUGACCAUAAACUACUACCAAGGGUCCGACCGACUGAAAACAGAAUCCAUGAAGCCCUCUGCACGCUAUCAUAAUGGCUAUAGUGACGCUAACGCUAGCUGGACUCUGAAUGCACUGGCCUCCAUGUCUGCGUUAGAGAUCAGGAAUGUGAGUGUGUCUGACUCUGGACUUUACUACUGUGGGAAGAGUGAAGACGGAUGCAUGGACUUCCACAAUGUCACCUACUUAACAGUCACAGGGCAGUUCUGCAGCUGGGAGUGUGGAACUGUGGUUUUAGUCCUGGGGGUUCUAAGUGCUGUUCUCAGUCUAGUACUGGUCAUCCUGAUCCUGACCAAGUGCAGAGGUGUACAGAACUCAGCCUCUGGUCAUCACACAUCAGCUCCACCUGACCAGAUGCAGCAUUCAGACUCUCUGAACUAUGCAGCUCUGAGUGUCUCUGCCAACAAGAAGAGAAGAAGCAACUUACAGACUGACCACUCACAUGUGUUAUACGCAGCCACUAGAUAAAUGCUGAGUCACGUGUGUUAUACGCAGCCACUAGAUAAAUGCUGAGUCAUGUGUGUUAUAUGCGACCACAUGACUCAGCAUUUAUCUAGUGGCUGCAUAUAACACACGACUCAGCAUUCAUUCUAGCAUUUAUACUGGAAUUGUAAUUUGAAAAAUACAUGUGUUUUUGAUGUAUUAAUAUAUUUUACUGACUGAGGUGUGAUUGGGGCAAAAUUUCUGAGCACUGUGUUUGUGUUUGUUUGAGAGAAAACCUCUAAUGUCAUAAUUCAGCUUCAAGAAUAUUACAACAUACAUUGUAAACUGUCAUCUUGUGUAUUCUUUAAUUAAAAUAACUAAAGCCAGAACUUAAAGGGACA
Alosa alosa (allis shad) is the source of this 1023-nucleotide messenger RNA. RefSeq lists its product as uncharacterized. Lineage: Eukaryota; Metazoa; Chordata; Actinopteri; Clupeiformes; Clupeidae. Bases 26 to 667 code for a protein of 213 amino acids. The transcript has 4 exons. The record is from RefSeq and is a predicted model, not a curated record. Gene Ontology annotation, biological process: response to bacterium.